Messenger RNA from Bacidia gigantensis, 3414 nucleotides. RefSeq lists its product as uncharacterized. The record is from RefSeq and is a predicted model, not a curated record. Bases 1 to 3414 code for a protein of 1137 amino acids. NCBI's taxonomy places the organism in Eukaryota, Fungi, Ascomycota, Lecanoromycetes, Lecanorales, Ramalinaceae. The transcript has a single exon.
AUGUACGACUCAAGUGUAUCCUCGCUUGAUCCAUUGGCUCUGUCAAGCACCCAUGCUCCCACAGCCUCGACCUCCAACGCUAAGCGUCCAAGCAUCUCCCCACGCAAGCCCUUAGCCACUAGCUCUGGCAAUGCACGAAUUCAAGAGUUUUAUGUGACCACACCACCGGCCAAACUUCGUACUUCUUCGCCAACGAAAAGAUCAGUGGACGAUCAGACCAUCGAAAGUCCAUGGCGCAUCAAGUUGACGGUAGAAGCGGAGAGAUUGGAGGAUGAUACAACUGACGCACCUGCUGCAAAUGUGAGGGAGCGAACUACUACGACUUUCAUUCCUCUCAAAGGCGGCGAAGAUGAAUCAAUCGUCGCAAAGAGAGGGCGGGGGCGACCAAGAAAAUCACUGGAUGCGCCGAGUAAAAGGAAAGGAACCCCAAAGCCCAAGGGUGCCGCAAGGCGCCAAACAGCUCCUGGGUUCGAGGGGAUACAGUCUGACGACAUAUGGGCACCAACGCCUUCACAAAGAUCUGGUAAAGCCGAGCCUGAGAUGGAGACCGCCAGUCCGGCACCCUCACCGAGUCGUAGCACUCCAACUCGGACUGUCAAAGCGAGACCCUUUUCGCGCUCGCGAAGUCGAAACCGGAGGAAGGAGAUCACACCGAAAAAGCCGGGACGAUCGAUGGUAGAUGAGAGCGAAGCAAGCCUAGCGGAAACGCCGAGCCAGCUUACGGAAACAAGGAGAGUCUCUAAGAAAUCAAGUUGGUCCUCCAAUUCGAAAGAACGAUCGGAUGCAGAAGUGGACCAUUCCCUUUCACAAUUGCCUUGCAAAGGCAAUGAGACGCAUUCGUCAGCCUUGGACCGUUCUACACAGGACGUUGAGGAUGAGAAUAUGUGGAGACAAAUGAUACGCAAAGACACCGUAUCACCCGAUCCGGAAGGAGAGCCGACUCAGACUAAAGAUGCUUCACCAGAUCCAACGGAACAACACUAUGAGUAUGACACGAUUCUCGAGAGUGAAGGAUUUAGUAUGGUAUCAGUGGAAUCUUUGAGCUCGGCAGAAAGCAGACAGGCCAUCUCUUCACCACAGACUGCUCCAGCAAUCCCGCAUGACCAUACUGCCAUAUCGGACGCUUCUCAUUCCCAGAGUCUACGUGAGGAGUCGCGACAAUCACAUGACGAGUUCCCAGAGAACGCCAGCCUCCAGGACUCGUGCAAAAAAUCUAACGAGUCCUCAGACAAGGAACCCCUUUCUACUCACAACGUACAGACUCCCAUAUCAGGAAAGCUCACACCAACGCAACCAGGAGCCCCGCAGCAGUCUCUGACCUUAGCUUCAGGUAGAAUAUUAGAUGAACCAUCUAAUGGGACACCUCAAUUUGACAGAGUUGUCCGCGCAGGUACAGUUCUUCAGUCUGUACCAUCACCAGACCAACAAGUCCUCGAGAAGGGUGAACAAAGUUUGGCCUCCCCAUUCCAUGGAGGUAACAGAUCACUCGGUCAGUCGCCAACUGCUGAGCGGUCUGCAACGAAAGUGAAGAAUGCGUCGAGUCCAGCCGAUGAACCAUCUAGUAUCUUUGGGGGGUUUUCAGCUGCAACGAGACGAGAGCUAAAAGCAGGCUUGAGACUUGGAGAAGAAUUGAGCAAGAGGGAGCAUGCAAGCAUUUCCAUAAUUAACGAAGCUCAAAGCCCACAUUACUCUUCGACUUCUACAUCGAAGAACAGCAGUCCAAGGACCCCAGAACGGAGAAAUGACUUGUAUCCUGACUUGUCGAAUGCUCAGCUCCCUAGCCCCGCCAGAAGUGACUUUAGUGAUGGACAAGAUCCAAUGAGCUGGAGGGCUGAGGUCAACCCAUAUUUAGUGGAUUCGAAACUUGAGGGCCAGUUAACAGUAGAAGCACACACGGACACUAAGCCUUCUGAACAUCAUACGGACUAUACCAUGCUAGCCAGGGAGGCCGAAUGGCAGCGGGAGCGAGAGGCUGUUAUCAAACAAAUCCAGGAUGCAAACAAGAGCCAAGUCAUUGUCAUCGAUAGUGAUGACGACGAACCUCAUGGUAGCAGCACUGAAGACGUAUCAUCUGCUACUGAAAGUUCAACACCUAAAGUCAAUUUGAAUACCCUUGAAGAGACUUCGAAUACUUCUAUGCCAAGACUCGAAACUCCAAAGCUAGAACAAGCGAGACGUCGUCGUAGCAAACUGCCAAGUCCCUGGACACGGGAGCCUUCUGAGACCUCAAGAGCUGAUUCCGAACGCAAUGAAUCUGAUGUUUUUUGGCAGCCCAAUAGCGCUCAGAGGGAGAUUGCUAGGAGGCGCCAAGAAAGGAGAGAUCAACGAGAGAACUCAGAGACUCUCUCGGAACAGAGUCUAAUCAAUUCAAACAUUGGAGUACGUCGCGUCGUUAAAUCGGCUCGGAACGUGAGCGAAGACAUAUCUCGUCCUCCACUCCAGAGUGACGAAGGCACCACGAGUCAGCAUUCUGAUGUCGAUGACCUGAGCCUCCAGACAACACACCUGUCUCUCACCGAUGGAUCGACCAUAUCUCAGACACCCCAUCACCAUGCUUCUUUUGUCCCUCUGCCAGAAUCUCCCACAAAAGUCCCAAUCGAUCCCGACCUCCUCAGCGGCGAAGAUGAGACAGAGAUCAAAUGCGAGAGAGUGUCAACCAAUGUGGUCGAAAAUCCUCCACUUCCGCCAUCAUGGUUCUCAGCUAUCACCGCACCUCUCAAAUACAUGUUCACUCCAAAGCCCGCCCUACCACCAGCAACAGUCGACGAAGUCCUCGCUUCCUCGAUUCCAGAACCUCUCAGCAUGGUACUUCCCAUGGACGAGACCCACUACCGUGCCCUCGAGCCCCUUUGCGAUGUCUCAACCUUCUACACUCCAAGACUGCUCCCUCACAACCCGCGCUCCAACUCCGCCGCCCUCCUCGGCCAAACAGUGACGACCCACGAUGGCUGGGCUCGCACCAUCACCGAAGCCGAUUGCGGCAUCAUAGACGCAUUUGUUCUAGUCCUCCGUGAACGCAAAAUCAAGCCCGAGCACGAUAGGGAUUACUACUCUACUCAACGAGUCACAUGCGUCGAUGUAAUGUUGGCGAUUGCGCGCAUCUGGAGCCAGCAAGUCAUGCGUGGAGAAAUCAAAUUGAAGGCUUUUAAAGGCGCAAAGGCAGGGCUGAGGAAGCAGGGAGAUAGGAUAUGGUGCGAGGCAGAUAUCGAUCCGAAGGCGAGCUCGAGGGCGUACUAUGAAGAGAAGAGGCAGCAGAUAGUGGAGAAUGGGAUGCCGAGUUGGCGGGAGAUGGGGCUGAAGGGGCCAUUUGAUCUCAGUUGCGUCCGGGGUCCAAGGAAAGAUGAUCGAUUUCAUGGAGUGCCUGGGGCAGGGUCUGUGACGGGAUCGGUCGUGAUAGGCCUGAAGUUUUGGUGA